GCCCUGAGGACCGUUUGAACAGCCGCUAUUAUUUGGUGGUUUUGCAAUCGCAAGACAAAUUAAAUGGAGAGAGAGUUAAAGACCUCAUUAAAGCAGAAAAUGCUAAAGUGGGUCGUCGGUUGGGUAAUAAGAAGUUGAAUUUUAAUUUUUGUCAAUCUUUUGAGGCUUUAACUGGCUUUAAAAGAAACGGGGUGACGCCGUUUAACUGCAGAACCUCUAUACCUGUAAUUAUAUCGCUUAAAUUAUUUUCUAUUCAACAUUCGCGCGUCUUUCUUGGAGGGGGUGCACCUGAUCUUAAAAUUGAAGUACCUCUCAUCGAUUUAGUUCGGCUCACAAACCCUAUUGUUGGCAUUGUUAGCUAA
Molecule: messenger RNA, 362 nt
Organism: Eimeria acervulina
Lineage: Eukaryota; Apicomplexa; Conoidasida; Eucoccidiorida; Eimeriidae
Product: YbaK / prolyl-tRNA synthetases associated domain containing protein, putative
Exons: 2
Molecular function (GO): aminoacyl-tRNA deacylase activity
Source: RefSeq, a predicted model, not a curated record